AUGAAAAAUAGUGAUAAAAAGAGUAAAAAGCUAACUAUAGACUAUCUUCUAUCUACAAGAAUAGCCUACAAGAUUACCGCAACUGUUUCUAAAACAAUUUUUAAUUAGCUGAUCAAAAUAGAUCUUUCUGAAGCAAAAUCAGACAUUUUGAACCUUAAAUUAGAGUUCUUAAGAAAUAAAUUCAUUACGGAAAUAGCUAUAUUAUUUUUUAACUAAAGACCUGAGAAGAUAAUAGAUGGUAUAAAGAAUAUGUACGAGUAAACCUUGGUAAUUAUAGAUAGUGCGAUAUUUGUUUUAAAAAGUUGUCUUUUGAGUAAAAAUAUUACAACAUAAGCUACAACUAUUAAAAUGAGUAGAAUAUUAAAAGAUAAUGAAAUUAUCAAAUAAAAGAGUUAAGUAUCAUCUUUUCCAAAUAAGAUCAUAAAAUUCUUAGCAUAUUAGCAAUUAUUAUCUUUCAUACUGAGAAUGUUAAACAUCUACGAAGUGAUUUAAAGUUGA
Molecule: messenger RNA, 498 nt
Organism: Tetrahymena thermophila SB210
Lineage: Eukaryota; Ciliophora; Oligohymenophorea; Hymenostomatida; Tetrahymenidae
Exons: 2
Source: RefSeq, a predicted model, not a curated record